AUGGAGUGGAGUACGUUGCAGCAUCUAGAUCUGCGCCAUAUAGGGCGUGGCGUUAGGCCUUUGCAGCCUCACGCUGCUUCCUUCCAUCCUCAUCAAGCUCUUGUUGCUGUCGCCAUUGGAACCUACAUCGUCGAAUUUGAUGCAUUAACUGGAAGCAAGAUUUCCGCUCUUGACAUUGGUGCGCCUGCUGUUCGAAUGUCUUACAGUCCAACAAGUGGACACACUGUGAUUGCAAUCCUCCAGGAUUGUACGAUAAGAUCUUGUGAUUUUGACUUGGAGCAAACUUGUGUACUGCAUUCACCUGAGAAAAAGACCGAGCAAAUUUCUUCUGAUGCAGAAGUUCGCAUGGCUUUAACCCCACUCCAACCUGUUGUGUUUUUUGGGUUCCCUAAGAGAAUGAGUGUGACAGUUGUUGGAACUGUUGAAGGCGGCCGGGCACCUACCAAAAUCAAGCCAGACUUGAAGAAAGCUAUCGUAAAUCUUGCUUGUCAUCCUCGCCUCCCUGUACUGUAUGUUGCUUAUGCAGAAGGGUUGAUUCGGGCAUAUAACAUUCAUACCUAUGCUGUUCAUUACACACUUCAACUUGACAAUACAAUUAAGCUUAUCGGGGCUGGUGCAUUUGCAUUUCAUCCAACUCUGGAGUGGAUUUUUGUUGGGGAUCGGAAGGGUACACUUCUGGCAUGGGAUGUAUCAACAGAGAGACCAAGUAUGAUCGGAAUAAAACAAGUUGGCUCACAACCAAUUAAAUCAGUUGCCUUUCUCCCCAUGCUGCGUUUACUUGUAACUCUAUCUAAAGAUGGAAAUCUACACGUUUGGGAAACACGUGUUACAGUGAAUCCUAAUAGACCUGCUACUCAGGCUAACUUUUUUGAGCCUGCAGCAAUUGAAUCAAUUGAUAUCCCUCGCAUCCUUUCUCAACAGGGUGGAGAAGCAGUUUAUCCAUUGCCACGAAUUAAAGCUUUAGAAUUUCAUCCAAAAUUGAAUUUAGCUGCACUAGUGUUUGCAAAUGUGACGAGUGCAGACACUUCAAAAAAUAAGGCCUCAUACAGUAAAGAAGGGAGAAAGCAACUUUUUACAGUUUUACAAAGUGCACGGUGUUGCACCCUAAAAUUUGCUCAACCUUAUUCACUUGGUUUAUGUUUCAAUGUCAUUAGCAUUUGCAUAUAG
Molecule: messenger RNA, 1167 nt
Organism: Lathyrus sativus (Indian pea)
Lineage: Eukaryota; Viridiplantae; Streptophyta; Magnoliopsida; Fabales; Fabaceae
Source: the annotation of a GenBank genome assembly